Molecule: messenger RNA, 1174 nt
Organism: Hymenoscyphus albidus
Lineage: Eukaryota; Fungi; Ascomycota; Leotiomycetes; Helotiales; Helotiaceae
Source: the annotation of a GenBank genome assembly
CCGUCAGCAAUCAGAGGGCCUUGCAAGCAGCACACACACACACAAGCAGUCCGUCGACAUCAUUUCGCGGUGAAUCCUUCGCGUAAAAAACCUGCUUCGCGUCAUAACGUAGGGGGAUGGGAAGGGGAGGGGAAGAGAUAUAUUAACUGGGUUCCUGCUUCUGAGAUUCUGGCAGUCAACCAUCCUUGGAGAUUUUCUAGGAUAUCCAUUUACGAAGUCACAAUACUACGAACCAGAACGAAUAUUUUGAAGAUACAAGCUUUGAUACCUCCAUAUCCCAUACUCUACUCCACACUCCACCUCACACCAAUCUACCAAUCCCAAAAGGACAUCACAAAACAAACUCCAAACCGCAACCAUGCCCCUCUUCUCCCGCUCCACACCCCCCCAAACAACAACCCACAACACNUCACAAAACAAACUCCAAACCGCAACCAUGCCCCUCUUCUCCCGCUCCACACCCCCCCAAACAACAACCCACAACACAGUAACUAAGCCCCUCCCCCAAACCCACCACCACCCCUCCCACCACUCCAACAGAACCACAACAACCAGCUCCCCAAAACGCUCUUCCACCCUCUUCUCCCGUCGCCGUUCACCCUCUCCCGUGCGCACCACUACCACAACCUCACACCGAAACUCGACCACCUCCUCGGGUGGCUUGAGCAACCUCCUCCAUCGGCAUGAAGACGCCUCGAUCGUCGCAGCGCGAGAGAGGGUGCUAAAUGCUGAAGCACGAGAAAAAGAUGCGGAUCGGGCGUUGAAUCAAGCAAGGAUCGCGGUUAGGGAGGCGAGGGAACAUGUUAGGAAGAUUGAGCUGGAGGCUGCGGAGGAGGCGAGGCUCGCGAGGAUUAAGCAGGAUCAGGCGAAGGAUUUGGGGAAGAGGGGGAAGAUGCUUGGUCGUAAGUUCUUUGCUCUCUUUUAUUCCUUUUUUGUGCUUUUGAAUUUGGGUUAUUGUGGAUGCUAAUUUUGGGACUAGGUCAUGAUCAUGUUGUUUAGGAGGUCGAAAUAUUGGAGUAAAGGUUUACUUCGAGAAGGGAUGUAUUAUUGGAAGGAAUCAGAAUCACGAAUUAUGAUGUUGGGACGUUGGAGUUGGGUGGUUGGUAGCGUUGGGAGUUGGAUAUUGUACUAUUAUGUUUCUGAUUUAGCAUACCAAAGCAAGGGCGCGCGGAGC